Molecule: messenger RNA, 2007 nt
Organism: Closterium sp. Naga37s-1
Lineage: Eukaryota; Viridiplantae; Streptophyta; Zygnematophyceae; Desmidiales; Closteriaceae
Source: the annotation of a GenBank genome assembly
AUGCUGCGAAACCGCGAAACUUCGCAGACCUUCGGCGCCACUUUCGUGCAGCAGUUCGCGAACGCAGAGGACGACCUCGACCACAGCAGGGCAGCCGGGGGAGCAGGCGGUGCCGGGAGCGCCGCCGCCGCAUCCGGCGCUGGCGGUGGCGGCGGGGGAAGAGUCUCAGCAUCUGGUGCCAUAGAGCUGAGCGUAAGAAGUGGAGAGAAGGACGAAAAGGAUUCGGAUAGAGACGAUUCAUCUCGUUCGCACCAUGGGAAGAGCCGAGCAGCGGAUUGGACGCGGGAGGUUGGGAGAGACAUGGGCCGCGAUUGGAAUAAAGAGAGAGAGUGGGGGCGGCCACCUGCAAGCUCCUCCGCAGGUGGAGAUAGGGCGGCGGGAGGUGCGGCAGGAGGCGCGGUGGGAGGUGCGACGAGAGAUGCGGGCCGGGAGAAACCUCGAGUGGUGGACGAUACUUUAGAAGACGACGACGAUAGCCCUGCCGACCCGGAGGUGCUGUCGAGAUGGAAAUAUGGAACGCCCACGUCGGCUUGCACCUGCCCUCCAGUAACAGUUUCGGUUGCCACGGGGGCUAGUGGUGGUUACGGUGCUCCUGAAGAUGGUAACCAGCUACCUAGCCAGCGAAUGUCGCAGCCGCCGCAGCAGCAACUUCAGGGAGGCAUUCACGAACAGCCACAGAAACAGCAGCAGCAGUCAGAGCAGUCAGGGCAGUCAGAGCGAGCACGUGCGCAGUGGGAGCUGCCGCCGAGCUCUAGACUUGACGAGGCUCUACUCUUCGACGCGCGAUGCCUCGACCUCCCCCGCCGCGCCUGCUUCUCCGAUUCCUCUCCUCUUUCGCCUUCCACCUCCGCAACUACCGCUGCGGACACGAUCGGCGCCGCAGUCAGUGAAUCCGCGGAGCCGCCAUCGCGGGAAGCAGCGAGGUGGACGAAUCCCGAGGCGAGGAGCAUUGCGUGGGAGCUGUACGGCCCGUGCCGCGACUGGGAAUGCCUCAUGGCGCAGGAGGACCAGGCCGAACGCGCGUGGCGCGGGGAUGGAGAUGCGGGUGCCGAUGGCGGUGGCGUUGGUGGUGGCACUGGCACUGGCAGUGGCGGGGUUGUGGGCAGGGGGGAUUUAAAAGGGGAGGGGACGAUGGUUGGGCCGGAAGGCGAGGAGGCGGAGGGUUUGGAAAUCGGACGGCUGGGAUUGCCUGCUGCUGUGCGCGGGUGUUUUGUGUCGUGCUUUAACCUGUCUAAAGCCAGGGAGAGAGGUGCUCGUGGGGCAUACGGAGGCUACGGUGGUUUUGAAGAGGGUUCAGGGUUGUAUGCACAGGCAGUGCCGUCAGCAUCGGAAGGUGCAGCAGGAGCAACACCAAGAGAUUCAGCAGCAGGGGCAACAGCAGGGGCGGCAGCAGCAGCAGCAGGGGCAGGAGGGGCGGCGGUAUCAGGGGGUGCGUGGGGGCUGGAUGCGGUGUUGGCAGUGAAGCCACCAGGAGGCAUCCGAGUAGGGGUGGACAUUGUUGGGGGCACAGGGAAUUUCGCUGCACUCAUGGCAGACCGGGGCGUUACGGUGGUUACCACCGCAUCCAAUCACGGCGCCCCUGUAAUGGAAGUGUUAGCACACAGAGCCCUCCCAGCCCUCCACCUUCCUCCUACCGCCCGCUUGCCCUUAUCGGACUCGUCAUUAGAUUUGAUUCACUGUGCGUUUUGGCCAUCAAUUCUCGCACAUCCACCUGCCCUGGAGUCAGUUUUGUAUGAUUGGGACCGAGUGCUUCGCCCUGGAGGGCUGAUGUGGCUGGAAAUGGUGCCUUUCUCCCGGCCGUUGAUCCGAAAGAUCCUGGCCGUUGCUGAGGUGGCUCAGUGGAAGAAGCUUAAGUGGGCGAAGGUGGCGGCGGGUGGUGAGAGGAGUGGAGUGGGGGGGAGUGGAGGGGGAGGUGGUGAUCAUGGGCCUUGGUUGCUGAAUGUGUUGUUUGAGAAGCCCAUGAAGAGAGUAAUGGAGGAGAGGAGGGCAAUCGCUGUUAUGAGUUGA